This is a messenger RNA of Salvia miltiorrhiza (redroot sage), 1446 nucleotides long. Its product is annotated as protein BIG GRAIN 1-like A. The coding region runs from base 238 to 1356 and encodes 372 amino acids. Gene Ontology annotation, biological process: auxin-activated signaling pathway. The transcript has 2 exons. NCBI's taxonomy places the organism in Eukaryota, Viridiplantae, Streptophyta, Magnoliopsida, Lamiales, Lamiaceae. The record is from RefSeq and is a predicted model, not a curated record.
UAACCACAUCCACGCAUGGAACAACGCAUUCUCUCUCUCUCUAAGCGUGCCAUUGAGCUCUCAUUAGCAGCCUCUCUGUGGCAAACCCACAUCGCAUCAGUGCUCUUGUCUCUAAUAUCUCUUUCUCGAUCAGCUUUUGUUGAUUCUCUCUAAGCCGACAUUAAAGAUUUAUUGAUAUCAUUCCUUGUCUUCCUCUUCUCCUUUUUCUGAUUUCCUGCAACUAUAAAACGGCAAACAAUGGCAGAUCGUUUUAGUUACAGUUGCACGAGUAAUCACAGUUCCAACAACCUAUCCUUCUCUUCAACGCUGCUGGAAGAAAUUUAUCAAUCCAUUGAUAGUGGAGGAGACGAGGGAGAAUCAAUGAGGAAGAAGACCACUGGCUUUCUCCUCAAGACCGACGAAGAUAUGGCCAAUUACCAACGCGCUUGCAUGAUCGAGAGGUGGAUGGAGAAGAAGGCCAUUGCCCGCCAAAGAUCCACACCCAAGUUACAGGAGAAGAUGUCAGGGAAAGAUAGGCAGUGUUGGAGCUCCAGUUCAUCCGAUUCCAGCUGCGGCGCCGGUAGUUUCUUCUCCCCUUCCGAAGCCGAAUCCUUCGCGGUUCCUCCGCCUAAGCCGGUUCGAACCGGAAAAUCGGCGUUCGGGAAGGAGAAAAAGGGGACAAACUGCGACGAUUCAGGAAUUAAUCGGCUAGGUUUCAGCGACGGAUCUAGAUCGGAGCGUCAGCAGAAGAGCGAGAGCAGAUUCGUGAAGACUAAGUCGAAAGCGCAGAAAAUCUACGGCAAUUUGAAGAGAGUGAAGCAGCCGAUCUCUCCCUGCGGCAAAGUCGCCGCCUUCUUAAACUCGCUCCUCGCCGCCGGAAACUUGAAGAAAUCGAAGAUCCCCGCCGCAUGCGGCGACGACUCGCCGUCGCUGAAAUCGACCACCACCACCUGCUCCUCGCCGUUCUCGCGCUCCUGCCUAAACAGAAUGACGACACCGUCGUCGGCGAAGUCCGCCGCCGACGCGAAGAGGUCGGUUAAGUUUUUUCCGGCUAGCGACGAAGAUCGCCGGCCAUGCGGCCGCAAAUCGUUGCUCCAAAACAACAACAGCGGUGACGUGGAUUCGAUCAUAGCUGCCAUUGAUGAAGAGCUGGCCAUGCAUGUGAGGAAGAAAGAGCAUUCUUUCGAUAUUUUCAGCAAAAUUCACGAUAAAAAUCGAGAUUUUGAUCGUGAAUUUGAUUAUGAAGACGAUGAAUUUGAUGGAGCGAGCUGCGCGAGUUCGGAUUUGUUUGAAUUGGAGAAUCUAUCGGCUAUUGGAAUGGAAGAACUACCGGUUUAUGAAACUACUCGUCUUGAGAAAAUUAUGCAAAUGGAUUGAAUUUGUAAAAUUGCCCACAAAAAAAGAGUUUGAGGUUUUGUAAGUUAAUUGAUUUGGGAUUUUGAAUAAGAAGAAAUAAAUGUUGAUAUA